AUGGUUCGAGAUGGCCGACAACUUCCUAUUGACGUGACCAUGGUUCCUACACCAGUUCGAUUGCUCAAAGGCAAGCCUAGGGUGGACACUGUGGAUUUCCCAGUUUUACUUCCAUCUACUUGGCUGCGAUUUAUGCUCAGUAUUGGUGGGGAGCUCAUAUUAGGAGGUCAUGAGCUUCACUCAGAGUCAGACUGGCGCGGCAUGUUCCGGAGCUUCUGGUCCAACUUCCAAAGGUCCCAGCCUGGGGUUGAUCUAGGGCAAAUUAGCCCCGACAUGGCUCUUCCAUUAUGUGUUCAUGGAGAUGAAGGUCGGGGAAGAGCUAAGCGCCCCAUAAUGUGCAUAUCGUUCCAACCAAUGAUAAGCCACCUGGGACCUGCUGUGACAAACACAUCUGGGCACAGCUUUGCCAGUCGAAUGCUGUUCACAGUAGUUCCUUCACAGAUGUACACCACAAACACUUUGGAUGUGUUGCUGGAAGCUCUGGUCAGUGAUUUGGAGUCUCUUUUCUCUGAUGGCCUUGAAGUGUCUAGGGCUGAGCUCUAA
Messenger RNA from Symbiodinium pilosum, 543 nucleotides. The record is from the annotation of a GenBank genome assembly. NCBI's taxonomy places the organism in Eukaryota, Dinophyceae, Suessiales, Symbiodiniaceae.